Messenger RNA from Gambusia affinis (western mosquitofish), 1242 nucleotides. Its product is annotated as E3 ubiquitin-protein ligase NEURL3-like. The transcript has 5 exons. The coding region runs from base 191 to 1057 and encodes 288 amino acids. Gene Ontology annotation, molecular function: ubiquitin protein ligase activity. NCBI's taxonomy places the organism in Eukaryota, Metazoa, Chordata, Actinopteri, Cyprinodontiformes, Poeciliidae. The record is from RefSeq and is a predicted model, not a curated record.
GUGAAACAAGAAGGAAUCCUCUAAGCGGGAAUUCACAGAAAAUCUAUGUAGACAUUUUACUGUAAUAUAAAAAUUUUACUGGAUUACACAAUUUUGAAGAAGCCCUUCUUCUACUACGUUGACUCAGCUGUCGUGGUUUCCUUUCAUAGACAGUCUAGACAGGAGAGACGGAUGAUCGCACAACCUGAAGAUGACGGAAGACGAUAAGAAUAAGAGACUGGAUCCAAACAUGACCCACAGCUGCGACCUGCAGUGCCUCGGCUCCCUGACCUUCCAUCCUAACACCGUGGGAGACAUGAUCUGUCUGAGCGAGGGCGGUCGACGUGCCCAGAGAGCUGAAGACACUUUCAAAGGUGGCGUUGUUUUCACCAGCCGGCCUGUGAAGACCCACGAGAGGAUCCGGGUGCUGGUGGAGAAGCGCGUGCCACACUGGCAAGGAGCCAUACGCGUGUGCUUCACCAACGUCCCUCCAUCAGCCAGAUCUUUGCCUCUGCCCCCGUUUUCUAUGCCUGACCUCACCCAAACCUCGGGCCACUGGGCCAUCCCUCUGCACGACUCCUACUGUCAGGAAGGUUCAGUGCUGGAAUUCUGGGUCUCUGAUGAUGGCUCCAUAUAUUAUAAGAACAACAAUGGCAAUAAGCAAAAGCUACCAAAGGAAGUGGACGUCAGAAAGCCUCUCUGGGCCAUGAUUGACGUCUACGGUCAGACGUGCUCUGUCUUCCUUCUAGGCUCAGAGAAAAAGGAUUUGCUUUUCAAGAGAACAUCUUGUCCUCUCAUCAGACGGCCCUCCAGUCUCAAACCUGAUUCUACGACACAGAGCGGAAAAUCGGAUGACUGUAUCUCCUUCCGAAGCAUGGAAAUCCCAGCAGACGACCGCUGUGUGGUGUGUAUGACGCGAGAGGCUGACACCACGCUGCCCUGUGGCCACCGCUGUCUCUGCCUCGGCUGCACCUCCAGAGUCCUGGUGCAGUUUGGCACCUGUCCACUGUGUCGAGUGAAGAUCGACACUGGAGUGACGUUUGAAGGCAGCAUGAUCUCCAAAACUGGACACAGCUAGCCUCAAACUGAAACGACUAAGACUGUAUUUUGACUGCAACCAAGAAAACAUCACGAGCUGCACCUUUUGACUGCAGAGCAGCCAAGUUCAAGAGAACGUACAAAGAUGCAAAAAAAAUAAAAUAAAGUCCAGAAUCUUUUUUAUAAAUAAUAUCUAAACAUGGACAUUACACUAGAUGAAAAAUU